Messenger RNA from Zea mays, 2746 nucleotides. RefSeq lists its product as uncharacterized. The coding region runs from base 305 to 2578 and encodes 757 amino acids. The record is from RefSeq and is a predicted model, not a curated record. Gene Ontology annotation, biological process: mRNA 3'-end processing. Gene Ontology annotation, cellular component: nucleus. NCBI's taxonomy places the organism in Eukaryota, Viridiplantae, Streptophyta, Magnoliopsida, Poales, Poaceae. Gene Ontology annotation, molecular function: mRNA binding; protein binding. The transcript has 25 exons.
AGCAGAAGCUGCACAACCAAGAGCCAACGGAGCAACGCCCAGGCACACACGAUACGAACUAGCCAACCAGCUGCCGAGGGAGGAAUCCUAGCGGAACACUGUCCAGGUGACGGCGGCGCGCUACCGGUGACGGGGGAUACGGCGGCAUCGUCCCCUCCUCCAUCCCCGGCGCGGCGGCGCCAGCAGCCGGCCUGCAGAUCAGCUCAACAAAGAUAACCUUGCGCCGCCUCCUAAGAAGAUCAAGACUACCCAGCCAGGUUCUACAGACCCUCAAAACCUUAAUCGUUAGAUCAUCGCCGUUCUCAUGAAGAAUUCCGGAGGAGGCGCCGCCCAUGGCGAUGGCGGCGACAUCUACAAUGUCCGGGCCGCCGAGAUCCUCGCCAACGAGGCCCUCCUGCUCCCCAUCAAUGAGGCCGCCCCAAUCUACGAGAAUCUGCUCGCCACUUUCCCCACGGCCGCCAAAUACUGGAAGCAGUAUGUCGAAGCCUACAUGGCCACCAACAACGAUGAAGCCGCCAAGCAGAUUUUCAGCAGAUGCCUGCUCAACUGCCUUCACAUUAGUCUAUGGCGCUGUUACAUCAACUUUAUCAGGAGAAUUAACGAUAAAAGGGGCUCUGAGGGUCUUGAUGAGACGAAGAAGGCUUUUGAUUUCAUGCUCAACUACGUUGGGAAUGAUGCAGCUUCUGGCCCUGUUUGGAUGGAGUAUAUUAAUUUCCUCAAGUCCAUGCCGGUUGUGACGCCCCAUGAAGAGUCGCAUCGCAUGACUACUGUUCGUAAAGUGUACCAGAAGGCAAUUUUAGUUCCAACUAAUCAUGUAGAGCAGUUGUGGAAGGAUUACGAGAACUUCGAAAAUUCUGUUAGCCGCACCUUGGCAAAAGGCUUGUUAUCUGAAUACCAACCAAAGUUUAACAGUGCUAAGGCUGUAUAUAGAGAGCGAAAAAAGUACAUUGAUGAUAUUGAUUGGAAUGUACUGGCCACCCCCCCUACAGGCUCGUACAAGGAAGAGCAACAGUGUAUGGCAUGGAAAAGACUCUUGGUAUUUGAAAAGGGGAACCCUCAAAGAAUUGAUGCUACAACAGCUAAUAGGCGUAUCACCUUUACUUAUGAGCAAUGCCUGAUGUAUCUAUAUCAUCAUCCUGAUAUAUGGUACGAUUAUGCUAUGUGGCAUGUGAAGAAUGGUUCUAUGGAUUCUGCAUCAAAAAUAUUUCAGCGAGCUCUAAAAGCAAUCCAUGAUUCUGAAGUACUUAAGUAUGCCUUUGCUGAAAUGGAAGAGUCCAGAGGGGCGAUACAGACUGCUAAGACAGUAUACGAAUCUCUUCUAGGUGAAAAUGCUAGUGAGACCUCACUUGCAAAUAUUCAGUUUAUUCGAUUUCUAAGGAGAACUGAAGGCACUGAAGCAGCCCGUAAGUACUUUUUGGAUGCUCGGAAGUCACCAAGCUGCACUUAUCAUUUGUAUGUUGCUUAUGCUACAAUGGCAUUCUGCGUUGACAAGGAUGCAAAGGUGGCACAAAGUGUUUUUGAAGCAGGUUUAAAGAGGUUUAUGCAUGAGCCAGGAUAUAUCCUUGAAUACACAGACUUCUUGUGUCGUUUAAAUGACGAUAGAAAUGUACGUGCUUUGUUUGAGAGGGCACUGAGCUUACUUCCUCCCGAGGAAUCCACAGAGGUAUGGAGACGAUUUGCACAAUUUGAACAGAACUAUGGGGAUUUAUCAAGCAUGCUUAAGGUUGAACAAAGAAGGAAAGAGGCUCUAUCUAGGACAUCUGAAGAUGCCUUAUCUGCAUCGGAAAACACACUUCAUGACAUAGUUUCUCGAUACAGUUACAUGGAUCUUUGGCCAUGCUCAUCAAAAGAAUUGGAUUAUCUAGCGAGACAAGAGUGGCUUGCGAAAAACAUUGUUAAGAAGGUUGAGAAACCAGCUAUGUUAAAUAGCGGUAGCAUGCUAGACAAAGGUGCUGCAGGAUUUAGUGCGAGUGCGAGGUUAUUACCACAAUCUGCCAAAGUUGUUCGUCCUGAGACUUCUCAAAUGGUUAUUUAUGAUCCAAGACAGAUGAAAGAGUGGGAAAUCACCGUGGAUUCUUGGGCAGGCCCAGAGUUUGCAGCAACUAGCAGUGGGUACACGAAGGAGGUUGAAGCCACGCUCAAAGUGCUAUCGCCGUCGAUGGUGUCCUUUAUUAAGAAUUUGCCUGCUAUUGAAGGACCAUCGCCGGAUAUCGAUGUGGUGCUCAGCGUGCUGCUGCAGAGCACAUUGCCAGUUGCACAGAGUGCUGGGAAAGCAGGUGGCGUGAGUGAGCUCUCAGGCGUUGGAAAAACGGGACUGAACCAGAAUGGAUCUGUCCAUAGACCUCCAAGGGAGAGAAGGAAGGACGUGGAGAGGCAAGGGGCGCAGGAGGAAGAGGAUGCGUCGGCGGUGCAGAGCAGGGCAGCUGUGCCACGAGACAUCUUCAGGCUUCGGCAGAUUCAGAGGAGCCGUGGCCUGGGUGUGGGUGGUGCCGCCGUUUCGCAGUCUGGGUCCUCGGCAUUUUCUUUCUCGGGCGGUGGAAGCGCCUUCUCUGGGGACCACUCAGCUAGCACAGAUUAGCCUACUCACCAGACAUGUUCAACAGCUCAGCUCAAAGCUCAACUGCGAGUAGUGAGCUCAAAGGCUACCUCCAGCAGAUUUAUAUCACAUUCCUUUUCUCAUCCCCUAUUUCAAACAUCACUUUGCAAACAAUAUCAUCUAUAGUUUCAUGUCCCCUAUUUUACACUA